Osmerus eperlanus (European smelt) is the source of this 773-nucleotide messenger RNA. RefSeq lists its product as uncharacterized. The transcript is spliced from 3 exons. The record is from RefSeq and is a predicted model, not a curated record. Lineage: Eukaryota; Metazoa; Chordata; Actinopteri; Osmeriformes; Osmeridae. Bases 252 to 773 code for a protein of 173 amino acids.
CCUCCACCUCCAUUCAACCUUCUGCAGUUCUAGAACAGCCAGAGAACCUCCAACCUUUGUCUCCUUCCAUUCAGUCGGGCAGUCACGAGUCACAACAAGGAAUAACACAUCAAAUCACCCUGCUACUUUUGGACCUGACAAGAACCCAUCAGCCACUCUAUUCCCGAAACAACAUUAUUUUCUAUAAAACCAUUCAAACAGCUUUCUCAAAAAACGGUUACAACUGGUCAACAGACAAAAUCCGGAAAAAAAUGGCCAACAUGCUCACCACCUACAAAAGAAUAAAGGACAGACGCCGUACAACUGGGGAGGGGACACAAACCUGGGAGUAUUAUACACAAAUGGAUGACUUAUUUGGGACCUCUGGGAUUGGUACUGCACCACCAGGCAAGGUUUUUUCCACUCCUCUGGGUCUGGAAAAUACACCCAUACACACCACACCAACAAUCUCACAGCCACCACAAGCGAACCCAGCAGGUGAGGGUGUGUCUUCCAGACCCAGAGGAGUGGAGCACCCUAGCACCAGCACCAGCAGGCAAAGACCCGGACAUUCCUUCGUCGACACUUAUGAGGCACAUGCAGAGAGGAGGACUGCUGUGCUGGAGUCCCUGGUCAGGCCGGACCUGGAGAGAUGGCGGCGUCUAAAGGAGAAGCACAGGCGUACCUUUGAAAGGAAGCUCUUGGCCAGCCUUGGAAAUAUAGGGGAGCAACUCCAAGAAAUAGGUCGACAACAAGGGCAGAUAAUCGAGCUACUGAAAAAACGAUCUCAAUAA